Clonostachys rhizophaga is the source of this 612-nucleotide messenger RNA. The record is from the annotation of a GenBank genome assembly. Lineage: Eukaryota; Fungi; Ascomycota; Sordariomycetes; Hypocreales; Bionectriaceae.
AUGCCGGCUACCUCUGCUCCUACGCCCCUCAGCGAUAGGGAUCCUAACAAGCCCUCCAAUCCCGCGCAACAAGGAACAAAACGCAAGCCCGAUAGCACUACAUCUGGCGAACAGCGACCAAACAAGACGGCGAAGCACACCAAGAGCAAGAAAGCAGACAUUGAUGCUCUCCUUGACACAGGUGAUGUGACGCUACCUGGCGAGGAUACAGGGAGCGUCCCAGUAUAUGACACGUGUGGAGAGAUCCGGCGCAAGAUCCGAGCUCUCCUGGCCAAGGGUGUUUCGCAGGCAGCACUGAGCCGGACUCUCUCCAAGAUGCUUCCCGGGAGUCAAGGCCAAGUUUCUUCUCGGAAUAUUGGCACCUUCAUGAAACAGAAACACCUCAUGGAUGGCAAUACAAGCCCAGCAUUCUACGCCGGGUAUGUCUUCUUUGAAAAGCAGCGCAUCAAGAAUGGAAAGCCAAAGACAAAGACCCGCCAAGAGAUGGAGGAAGCACAUGGAAAGACGGGCGUGGAUCUAGAUUGGAGUUUUAAGGGUGGCUCCCUUACUCUUUUUCGGAAUGAGCGAGCCCAUGUGGAUAAGUUUGGUCGAAUACAAAUCACAAAGCAAUAG